Arachis ipaensis is the source of this 774-nucleotide messenger RNA. The record is from RefSeq and is a predicted model, not a curated record. Lineage: Eukaryota; Viridiplantae; Streptophyta; Magnoliopsida; Fabales; Fabaceae.
AAUCAGUUUCUCCAUUACUACUACUACUACCAUGAUUGUGUUGUACUCUUAUUGGUUAAGCUCAUGCUCAUGGCGUAUCCGCUUUGCUUUGUGCCUCAAAGGGAUUCCUUAUGAGUAUAAAGCAGUGGAUCUUGUAAAAGGGGAACAGUUUAGUCCAGAGUUUGAGAAAUUGAACCCUCUCCAUUGUGUUCCGGUAUUAGCUGAUGAUCAUGUGGUGGUUUCAGACUCUUAUGCAAUAUUUCUGUAUUUGGAGGAAAAGUAUACUCAAAAGCCACUUUUGCCAGUUGAUCCUCAGAUCCGAGCUCUCAAUCUUCAGAUAGCAAGUAUGAUUAACUCCAGCAUUCAACCUUAUCAUAUGAUUAGUGCUUUGAUAUGGAGAAAAUGUUUGGUGCUGAAACAAAACAGUGGGCACAAUAUAAGAUUGACAAAGGUUUCUUGGCUCUUGAGAAGUUAUAGAAGGAUGUUGCUGGAAAAUAUGCAACAGGAGAACAUAUCUACAUGGCUGAUGUAUUCUUGGCUCCACAGAUUAUGCAAGCAGUUAAUAGGUUUGAUAUGGGUUAAUACUCAAAUUGUCCCUGAAAGAUUACGCGAUCUUCAUUUUCGUCCUCGAAUGAUUUUUUUAAUCAAAUUAGUCCCUGAAAGAUAAAAAAUAAGUCAAAUUAGUCCUUCUGUCAGUCAGGCGAUGACGUGGCACGUUAAGUGCCACGUGGCAGGUCAGCGACACGUGGCAUACCCAGGUCAACACCACGUGUCACUUGACAUGUAAAAAAGAUU